Closterium sp. Naga37s-1 is the source of this 2040-nucleotide messenger RNA. NCBI's taxonomy places the organism in Eukaryota, Viridiplantae, Streptophyta, Zygnematophyceae, Desmidiales, Closteriaceae. The record is from the annotation of a GenBank genome assembly.
AUGGGUGUGGCGCGGAUUUCGAUGACGCGCAAAGAUAGUGUCCGCUGGUGUCGAAAUGCAGGUCCCACGCUUCCAAUCUCUUUCGCCAUCGCUUCCCCAGCUCGUCGCCUUCGCGACCUCAGCCCGUCGCCUUCGCCCCGCCCGUCGCCUUCGCUUUCCACGCCUGUCGCCUUCACUUCCCCUCCCCCGUCGCCUUCACUUCCCCUCCCCCGUCGCCUCACUUUCCCCCCCGUCGUCACCUUCACUUCCUCUCCGCCGUCGCCUUCACUUCUCCCCCACCCGUCGCGCUCAUUUUCCCCCUCCCGUCGCCUUCCCCCGCCCGUCGCACUCGCUUUCCCCGCCCGUCACACUCGCUUCCCCGCCCGUCGCACUCGCUUCCCCGCCCGUCGCACUCGCUUCCCCCGCCCGUCGCACUCGCUUCCCCCGCCCGUCGCACUCGCUUCCCCCGCCCGUCGCUCUCGCCUCCCCCGCCCGUCGCACUCGCUUCCCCCGCCCGUCGCUCUCGCUUCCCCCGCCCGCCGCACUCGCUUCCCCUCCCGUCGUCACCUUCUCUUCCCCGCCAGUCGCACUCGCUUCCCGCCUGUCGCCUUCACUACCCCUCCCAUUGCCGUUCACUCUCUCCUGCUCACGCUCUCCCCCCCGCUCACUCUCUUCCCCACCCUCACUCUCUUCUCUCCUGUACACUCCCUUUCCCCCUGUUCUCACCCCUCUCUUUUCCCCUUCACUCAACCCUUUCCCCCUGCUCACUCUCCUCCCCCCUGCUCACUCCCUUCCCCCCUGCUCACUGCUCACUCUCUUCCCCCCCCCCCCCCCCUUACUCUCUUCUCCCGUGUGCACUCUCUUUCCCCCUGCUCACUCUUUCCCCCCCUGCUCACUCUCUCCCCCCCUGCUCACUCUCUCUCCCCCUGCUCACUCUCUUCCCCCCUGCUCACUCUCUUCCCCCCUGCUCACUGCUCACUCUCUCCCCCCCAUACUCUCUUCUCCCCCGUGCACUCUCUUCUCCCCCCUUCGCUCUCUUCUCUCCUGUUCACUCCCAUUCCCCCUGCUCACUCCCCCUGUCCUCACCCCACUUUCCCUCUUUCUCACCCAUUUUCCCCAUUCUCGCUCUCUUUCCCCCUUUGCUCGCCACCUUUUUCCCGGCUCACUCCAUUACUCCCACGCUCUCUCUCUCCCCCUCUGCUCACUCUAUUUCCCCCUGCUUACUCUCUCCCCCCUUGCUCGCUCUCUUUCCCCUCUGCUCACUCUCUCCCCCUCUGCUCACUCUCUUUCCCCCUGCUCACUCUCUCCCCCUCUGCUCUCUCUCUUUCCCCCUGCUCACUCUCUCCCCCUCUGCUCACUCUCUUUCUCCCUGCUCACUCUCUUUCCCCUCUGCUCACUCUCCCCCCCUCUGCUCUCUCUCUUUCCCCCUGCUCACUCUCCCCCCGUCUGCUCUCUCUCUUUCCCCCUGCUCACUCUCUCCCCCUCUGCUCUCUCUCUUUCCCCCUGCUCACUCUCUCCCCCUCUGCUCGCUCUCUUUUCGCCUGCUCACUCUCUCCCCCUCUGCUCUCUCUCUUUCCCCCUGCUCACUCUCUCCCCCUCUGCUCGCUCUCUUUCCGCCUGCUCACUCUCUCCCCCUCUGCUCUCUCUCUUUCCCCCUGGACUCACUUAUCUUUCCCCCCUGUUUACUCUAUAUUCCCCUUCGUUCAACCCUUUUUCCCCACAAUCCCUCCCCCUGCUCACUCUAUUUCCCCCUUUGCUCACCCCCUUCUCCUCCCUGCUCACUCUAUUUCCCCCUUUUCUCACCCCCUUCUCCUCCCUGCUCACUCUAUUUCCCCCUUUUCUCACCCCCUUCUCCCCCCUACUGACUCUCUUUCCCCUUCGCUCACCCUUCUGCCCUGUCCCCACUCCUCCCAUACAUGCCCUUUGUACCUCCCACCUCCACCCCUCGCUCAUUCGCCGUACCCCCUCUUCCCUCCCCAUUCUAUCACAGAACCAUGCUUGUACAGGUGCCCGGCACCAUGGGUCCCAACAGGAGUGGGAUGGAAAGUUACCACCCCCUAG